Trichoderma asperellum CBS 433.97 is the source of this 2495-nucleotide messenger RNA. The record is from RefSeq and is a predicted model, not a curated record. Lineage: Eukaryota; Fungi; Ascomycota; Sordariomycetes; Hypocreales; Hypocreaceae.
AUGUUUAAUCCUAGCGGGCUAUUAUCCCAAUGGUCCAGUCUGCUCUUCAAAUCUCGGAAUGUCAAACUUGACGAAGAAAAAGUAACCCAACAUGCUACACACCCCAUCACUCUGCUUGGAAACAUCAGCCUCAUUCUCUUAGAACAGGCUGCUCUCCGAGAAAGCCAAGUAUUCUCCCAAAUAUCUGAGAUAUGCUCAACGUCACCCAAUUAUGGAGGGCUUGGACUGAAGCAAGACGAGCAAGCGACUGGAGACGAUAUACAUGAGAUCACCUUUCUUAUUUCCGCUUGGCUAGAAGCGCUGAACUCGGAUGAUCGAAAGAAAUCCCUAGGACAGAGUGUCCAGCAAACAGCCGCAAAAGAUAGACCACCGAUGACUGUCACAGAAAAGAUUUUUGCCAUGCAUGCCGUCGAUUCCAAAGGCUACGUCAGAACCGGUGAGACGAUACGAGUAUCCUUAGACUGGAUCAUGGCUUCGGAAGCAUCUUGGGCGGGUAUGGAAGGCACAUAUAACCGCUUGGGAAGUCCAGGAAUUUUCCGCAACGACCGUUUCUGGCUUGCCGGAGACCACGUCGUGGAGCCGAGAGUCAAAGGUGUUCCAGCUGUUCAGAAGCUCAUCGAGUCGUCUGAAAAAGCCCGUAAAGUCUUCAAAAUGACAGAAUAUCAAGGAAUGAAUUAUACUAUUAUGCAUACCGAAUUUUUUAGAGAGCGCGCUCAGCCAGGUAUGCUCAUCAUUGGCUCAGAUUCCCACACAUGCUCCUCCGGUGCGGUUGGCUGCCUUGCCAUUGGACUUGGAGCCGCAGAUGUCACAAUGGGUCUCAUUACCGGAGAAACAUGGUUCAAGGUGCCUGAGGUCGUAAAGAUCGAGUUCAUUGGAGAGCCGAGUCGUGGUAUCGGCGGCAAAGAUGUCAUUUUAUAUGUACUGCAGCAACUCAAGCGAAACACAGUCGCAUCAGAUCGCAUCGUGGAGUAUACAGGAACCGGCCUCAACUACCUCUCCCCAGAUGCGCGUUUUGCCAUUGCCAAUAUGACAACUGAACUUGGAGGCAUUACAGGAAUCUUCACUCCUGAUCACAUAACUAAAGGAUUUAUCGAUGGAAGAAAGCUGGCGCGGCAUAAGAAUGCAUCGCAUUACUUUCGCCCGGACAAGGGUGCGGCAUAUGCUGAAUCACAUAUUAUCGAUCUGUCCAAGGUUGAGUCAUUCGUGGCUAAAUAUCCGAAUCCUGAUGACGUUGUUCCAAUGACGGAUGUUCUGGGCAUGAAGCUGGACGGAUGUUUUAUUGGAGCUUGUACCACGGCAGAGGAAGAUAUUAUUCUCGGCGCAUUGGUCUUAGAACAGGGGCUACAGAUGGGGCUCUCUCCGCUGAAAGAUGGCAAGAAGCGAAAAGUGGUACCCGGAUCCCUUCCUAUUCUCGAUAGGUUGCGGAACUUGGGGCUCGCGCAAAUAUAUGAAGACGCCGGCUUUGAAAUCGGCGUUCCAGGAUGCAGCUACUGCGUGGGCAUAUCUGCGGAUCGAGCUUUAGAGGGCGAAGUAUGGCUAUCGUCUCAAAACAGAAACUUUGAGAACCGUAUGGGCCAAGGUUCCAUUGGAAAUCUCGCUUCCGCUGCUACAGUAGCAGCAUCUUCAUUUUUGAUGGCAGUGACAAAUCCACAACAUUUCAUUGACCAAAUCCCAGCAGAAAGGUGGGAAAUGAUGACUGGCCGUGGGUCAUUGAAAGGAAUAUCAUCAGGACAAGAGCCAAAUUGGGUCGAACCAGCAAGUCCAGGAGAAGCGGCCACGAACGAGGGUGGAACAGAAACAAAUGAGAGUGUAAAAAACGAUGGAAAUGCAGAUACAAUAAUUCGCGGGAAAGUUCAGAGGCUUGGAGAUUUUGUCGACACAGAUGCCCUGGCACCGGCCCAAUUCCUCAUCUCGUCUCGGACCAAUGAAGAAAUGGGAGCUCACUGUCUUGAAUUUACAAAUCCUGCCUUCCGAUCUCGAGCCAAAGAAGGCUUUAACGUCGUAGUGGCGGGGAAAGCAUUUGGCUGUGGCUCUUCACGAGAGCAGGCCGUAUCUGCCCUACUUGGAUGCGGUAUCAAAUGUGUCAUUGCAGAGUCCUUCGCCUUUAUCUAUGGCCGCAAUCAGCCCAGCCUCGGUCUUCUAGGCUUUACCAUGGACGACCCGGCUUUUUACAAAGCUGCUGCAGACGGCGAAGAAAUCAGCAUUGAUCUGGAAACCAAUAGCCUUACUGUUGGAGAACAAAAUUUUUCUUUUAGUUUAUCUGCAAUGGAGAGGGAGUUGGUGGAAGCAGGCGGUAUUACUCCUGCCUUCAAGAAGUUUGGCAAACAGCUCUUUGACAUGAUCUGCGGCAGCACCAAAGAUGCCAGGAGAGCAGUGGAAGUUAGUGGUCAAGCAGCCAAUAUGCAAUGGUAGAUUGGAGUGAAGACACAUUCAACUAUUUUCUAUACAUUUUCAUUUACACCUUGUAUUCAAUCAAUUUACUGCUCGCGAAUGAC